This is a messenger RNA of Fusarium vanettenii 77-13-4, 675 nucleotides long. RefSeq lists its product as uncharacterized. The record is from RefSeq and is a predicted model, not a curated record. The coding region runs from base 1 to 675 and encodes 224 amino acids. The transcript has a single exon. Lineage: Eukaryota; Fungi; Ascomycota; Sordariomycetes; Hypocreales; Nectriaceae.
AUGACGAAGCGUGAUUCGCUCCGAACGUCCAAGGGAAACCGUCGCUCCCGCAAGAGUCGAGUGUCAGACCCAAGCAUCUACCCCUACUCCCCUCACCCUCAAGCAACCGCUACCACGUCCUCAGCUCCUCGCCGAGCUUCUGCUGCGUCCUACACUACUCAGACUUAUCCUCAUCGACCAAACCCAAGCCGCGAUCCCCAGAAACAAGCCUACACGGGCCGUCCUCUCCCUCCUCACACUGGCCGUCCGAUCGAAUCCCACGAACCUUUCCUCAGAGACGACGAGGACCUACGACUCAAGACUCUCCAACAUCCUGAUGGAACUACCACUGGUUUUCCCGUCAUCAAUAGGGACAUGCCUAGGACAAACAAUACCUGUGCGCCCCUCCCCCUCCCCAACGGCGGCAUCACCUUCGACGUCGACAACGUAAUGAGCGCUUUCGCAGCCCGUGAACGCGCCAAGGGGGCUUUUGUGAGUGGAAACAACGCCGGCACCAUAUCUUCGCCCCCUUGCGACAUCAACAGACUUGCCCUGCGUGAUGGCGACUGGAGCCGCCUGGUUCCUCGUCCAGCUGUCAAGGAGAUCAACGAGGCAGACGGCGGUUUCCGACUCUCUGAACUAAAGAGCUUCGUUCCCGAGAUGCCCGCCCCGCCAGGACGCAAGAGGAAGCACUAG